Messenger RNA from Aureobasidium namibiae CBS 147.97, 1353 nucleotides. Its product is annotated as DUF1546-domain-containing protein. NCBI's taxonomy places the organism in Eukaryota, Fungi, Ascomycota, Dothideomycetes, Dothideales, Saccotheciaceae. Bases 1 to 1353 code for a protein of 450 amino acids. The record is from RefSeq and is a predicted model, not a curated record. Gene Ontology annotation, cellular component: transcription factor TFIID complex; SAGA complex; SLIK (SAGA-like) complex. Gene Ontology annotation, biological process: RNA polymerase II preinitiation complex assembly; transcription initiation at RNA polymerase II promoter. Gene Ontology annotation, molecular function: RNA polymerase II general transcription initiation factor activity; protein heterodimerization activity; transcription coactivator activity. The transcript is spliced from 2 exons.
AUGUCGAACCCGGUCUGGAAUCCAGACAAUAUCACCGACGUUGCCGAAUCUGUCGGCGUUGGCGCACUCAACCACGAUGUCGUUACUCAACUCGCGCAGGAUGUUGAGUACCGCGUCAGUCAAAUCCUGGAAGAAGCCCUCAAGUUCAUGCGCAAUGCCAAGAGGACUACUCUGAGCACACAGGACAUCUCACAGGCACUGCGCCUGCUUGACGUCGAGCCUCUCUACGGCUACGAAGCUACGAGACCUUUGCGCUUUGGUGAGGCCUCAAUAGGCCCUGGACAACCGCUAUACUACGUCGAGGAUGAAGAGAUUGACUUUGAGAAGUUCAUCAACGCUCCACUACCAAAGGUCCCUCGCGAGAUCUCCUUGACAGCACACUGGCUCGCCGUCGAAGGUGUACAACCCUCCAUCCCUCAAAACCCUACAUCCGCCGAUCAGAGACACCAAGAACUUCUUCCAAAAGGUCCCGGCGCCAACCCGAAUCUCGCUGCCAUCGGCGGAAACGACAAUGUCGCCGUCAAGCCUUUGGUCAAGCAUGUCAUCUCGAAAGAACUACAACUAUACUUCGAACGCAUCUGCAGUGCCAUUCUGGACGAGACCAACGAAGAAUUCCGCAUCUCCGCCUUUGCCAGUCUGCGUACCGAUCCUGGUCUUCAUCAGCUAGUACCAUACUUUGUUCAGUUCGUGGCAGACAAGGUCACACACAACCUCAAGAGCUUGUUCGUCCUCAGACAGAUGAUGCAGCUGUUGGCCGCUCUACUGGAAAAUCCCAGUCUAUACAUUGCACCAUACGUUGCCUCGCUCAUCCCUCCGGUCCUCACAUGCUUGAUCGGAAAACACCUUGGCUCAACAUCUGCCGAUGGCCCCGAAGCACAUUUUGCACUGCGCGACUUCUCUGCGUCAUUGCUGUCGGCCAUUGCCAAGCAAUACGGUCAAACGUCAGGCACGCUCAAACCCCGUAUUGCACGUUCGUGUCUAAAAGACUUCCUCGACUCACACAAGCCUUUCGGAACACACUACGGAGCCAUUCUCGGCCUACGAGGCAUCUCCGGAGCAGCAGGUGUUCAAACACUGAUUCUUCCCAACCUCAAAGCCUAUGACCAGGUGCUCAAGCAGGGACUGGCGGACGAGCACAAGAAGGAUCAAGCAGAAAGAGUUGCAUUGGUGCUACUUCAAUCGCUUGAGCUUCUGGAAAAACACUCGGCAAACAUGACCAACGGACAUCCCGAAGGUGCAGAACUGAAGGAGCGCUUGACAGAGGCUAUCGGCGAAGUACUCGGCGCACGGGUAUACGAGAGCGGAAGAGCAGGGCUUGUAUCCGUUGUGCUUGACAAAGAUGCGGCGGUGUAG